Larimichthys crocea (large yellow croaker) is the source of this 3439-nucleotide messenger RNA. RefSeq names its product endoglin, like (gene engl). The record is from RefSeq and is a predicted model, not a curated record. NCBI's taxonomy places the organism in Eukaryota, Metazoa, Chordata, Actinopteri, Sciaenidae. The coding region runs from base 203 to 2803 and encodes 866 amino acids. Gene Ontology annotation, biological process: cell migration; transforming growth factor beta receptor signaling pathway; regulation of transforming growth factor beta receptor signaling pathway. The transcript has 17 exons. Gene Ontology annotation, molecular function: glycosaminoglycan binding; transforming growth factor beta binding; type II transforming growth factor beta receptor binding.
UUUUUUUUGUGUGUGUGGUUGGAGAUGUGGAGGGUGUGUGUGACUGCGUGGUUGUGUGUUUAGGAAAUGAGGGGGGCGUGUGUUGAGUUGUGAACACAGCAGUGCAACAGCUGGAUCAGCAGUCCGUCUGUCCCACCGUGCAGCACCGCAGCAUGUUGCAGGAGGAGUCUUCACAUUAAGUCAGUCUCGUAGUGAAACGUUCAUGAUGCCUUCACUGUCCGCUGUUGCGUGGACUGUUUACUGUCUCCUGCUCUGGAGGAGAACGGCAGCUCCAAGUGUGGAUGUGCGAUGCUCUGUGGUUGGUCCAGUCGGGGAGCUGCACCCUGUUCGGGGUCUGUUAGAGACGUUUGAGGUUGGUCCGGGCUGUGCUGCUCGAGAACAUGGGAACAAGGAAACGCAUGUGAUUGCAGUGGGGAGAGUGACAAACAGCCCCGAGAACAAGGUGACGGUACUACUGAAGCCUUUGUCUCCGUCCCCGUCACCUCUCAGAGCCCUCCACCUGCUGCUCAGCUCCAAGCACCCUGUCACCUGGUGCCUGGAGGCUGAGCGACUGCCCCCCAACCUCCCAGUGCUGGUGCAGUUAUCCUCAAACUCCAGCGUGCAGUCCCGCAGCCUGCAGUUGCACGUCCAAACGGUGCAUUCGUUGCCGUUUCAUCCGCGUGCGCUGCACCGCUGGGCCAUGAAACACCACGGCAACCUGUCCUCUCUGACACACACAACACACGGCAACCGAGUCUACAUCCCACUGGGAGAGGAUCCAACCCUGCCGGCUGUGUGUCAGCUGCAGUCCAUGUUCCUCUCUCACAACUACAUGACCUCUGACCUACAGCAACAGGAAGUGCAGGGCUGCGCCUACGCACCAGCCGGUGGGAUCAGCCCUGAAGUCCACGUGAUCAAGCUCCAUUCAGCGGGCUCGGGGCUCUGCGGCUCUCUCCAGGUGGAGGUGAUUGUCUAUCUCGUGCCCCUGGUGGCCAACUCAAAGACGCAGAAGGUUGUGCUGAUUCUCAGCAGCUCGAUGCCGGUCAACUGGGCCAUUGUUGCACACGGUGUCCAAGGUCAUAUCUCCGUUCAUUCCUCCAACAGUGUAUCCCCACCCUACCCACCUGAGCCUGACCUGACCCUGUCCAGUACCCAAAACUCUGACCUGUCCACCAUACCUGACCUUCUCGUGUGGGCCAGUGAGAGGGGCUACACCAUGGUGACCUCAUACACUGAGGCUGACCUGGCCAAUCGCUUUGUGAUCCAGCUGGCCGGGGGCGGGACAGACGUGGUUGCAGUGAUGAAUCCUCUUGUUGUGAGGCCUCCCUGGGCCGAGGAGCGCCGGCUCAGGCAGUGGCUGAAUGGUGGAGGCAGAGCGGGAGGAGGCCGAGAGAGUUUCACAGUGCAGUGUGAGGACGGACGCCUCAGCGUGACCAUGGACCAGCACAUCCUGCAGAACUUGUCUGUCCCAGUGGCUGCCGUGACUCUACGAGACUCGACGUGUCAGGCUCAGUCCAAUGGGAGCCAUUUCCUGUUGGUGUUCCCGGUCAUUUCCUGUGGGACUGAGGGUGUGCUCCUGGGACAGCCCAGAGGGGUUCAGUACAAAAACAUGAUGUUACUGUGGAGAGACAAACCUCAGACCAUUCUGUCACUCGGUGAGACAAAAAAUAAGUCAAGGAGUCCACUCGGCAUACAUUUCAGCUGUCUGGCUGCAGUCCCCGCCUUCCCCGGCCCUGAUGAUGAUGAUGAUGAUGGUGAUGUUAAUGUAAACACUCCUCAGGCGGAGCUGGUCCCCUGGGAACAUGAAGGUCCAGGACCUGAUCCAGAACUAAGCCUCCUCCCGGUACCCAGACAAAGACCUGGACCUGUUCUCACUUUGAAGCUUUUUGUCACUGAGAGCUACGAGCAAGGACGGAUUGGCCCCUGUGUCAUAACCGCAGACCAACGUGUCUAUGUUGAGAUUUCAGCCACAGGGCCCCACAUAGAUGUUGUGGAGGUGAACUCAUGUGUGGUCUCUCCUGUAUCAGACCCAAAAAAAACUAUUUUCUGGACUGUCAUAAGCGACGGCUGCUCCUCAGAACCCUCGCUGACCCUUGCAAAAGAUGACGACGAGGACGAAGAGGUCGAGGGUGAUGAUGAACUGGAAGAGGAAAAGGAAGAGAUGGAGGGACUGGGAAAAGGCGGAAAUUACGAAUACCACAGAGUUGAAAGAAGAGAGGCAGAAGCAGCAAGAAGGCUGGAAAAUAGGAGGAUAAGUCUGGGAGAAGAGGAGGAGAUACAACGCCUGAGAUUUAGCUUCAUCCUGCGGCCGCUUUAUAAUGACGCUAUGCAGUUCCUCCACUGCAGCCUUCGCCUGUGUGUCUCUGACUCGACAAGACGGGAACCAGUAAAGGAAACAGUAAAGAAAGACUGUCGGGGCAGGAUACAUAUCCCUCCACUUGUAUCUGGAACACCCAGACAUCAGUGUGAGAUCAGAAACCUCUCCAGGCCCAUGGUGGUCACCCAGCCUAUUAUUUCACUGCCACCCAAACUGCUGAGGCCCCCUGCUGGCCAGAGAACCAAGAGACUGAGCGCCCCUCCAGUGGCGAGUCCAGACCCAGAGCAGAGCAGCUCUGUGGUGCAGAUGGGACCGGUGAUGGGGAUCGUCUUUGCUGCCUUUGUGAUGGGUGUCUGUCUGAUGGGCGGCGUGUGGUGCAUCUACUAUUAUACAGGGGCUCGUCAAGCAUCAUUUGGAGAAGGAGAUCAUUUAACAGACCAGACACAUGGAGUCCACAACAUCUGGAAUCACCCGUCACCGUCCGAUCAGUCCUCCAGCUCGGUGUAGAGGAUUUCCUCUCUGCAAAUCUGAGAAAGAAGAACUGGGGCAGAGGUUGUAACAACAGCUGUCAUCGUGCAAGUUUUGUGCAUGCUUCCCGCGACUAUCAUUCACCGCCGUGCAGCAGAAAUGCCGAGAGAGGAGACUGAAACCAUGUGAAGUACAGUAGCACUUAGUCAUCGCAGCAUUGUGAAAAGUCAGAUGUUUGAUUUCGAAACGUUGCUUGAUGCUGCGAGUCAUUCUAUGCCGAGUCAUUUCAAAACUGGCAGCCAAUGAAGAGGGCUUUAUCUGGAUUCAACAGGAUAUAAACUUUUGUCUUGGAGUGACUCAGACAGAAAACAUGUCGUCGUCAUGUCUAGAGGCAGAUUACAAGGUCGAAUGAUGAACUGAGAGGUUACUGUGUGUGCCCGUUUGAAGAGCCAGUGUUUUACAUUUUCACUAUCUGUGUUGUAACUGUGAAUCAGCUGGAUGUCAAAACUCCAUUUACCUGUAUGUGAAUUCUUCUGUGUUCAUGCACGAAUUAAAAGAGCUGGAAGCCACGCUGACUCGUCGCGUCACUCAGAUCAGAGGAAGGAAGUUGAUGCGCGUUGUGAAAUAUAUAAAAAUAUAUUUGUUGUCACUAAUAAAUCAUUUUUUGGCGUCUUA